Molecule: messenger RNA, 10031 nt
Organism: Bemisia tabaci
Lineage: Eukaryota; Metazoa; Arthropoda; Insecta; Hemiptera; Aleyrodidae
Product: E3 SUMO-protein ligase RanBP2
Biological process (GO): intracellular transport
Cellular component (GO): cytoplasm; nuclear pore
Molecular function (GO): protein binding; GTPase activator activity
Source: RefSeq, a predicted model, not a curated record
ACCGGCAAGAAAAACGAAAAACAGCCAUCGCAUUGAAAAUCCUUCAAAAAGUCCGUGAAUAUUUCGUCGCCUUGACAUCCAAAACCUUGAAAUUGUGCGGCUGAGUGCUAAUUAUUCGCUUGCAGUUACUUUCGCGUGUGUUUUGAUUAAGCAGGGUCCUCGUUAUCCUGCUUAAUUCGUAUCGCUCGACAUGCACAGGACCAAGACCGACGUUGACCGCCAUGUGCAGGAGCUGUUUCGCAAAAUUAAAUCAGCCCAUGAGCGGCACUUGAAAUGUUACAACAUUGCCAAACUUUAUUACAAAGUCGGAGCUUAUGGUGCUGCAAAACGCCAUGCUCUCAUGUACUUAUCAGUCCAAGAAAAUAACGACAACGCCCAUCAGUUACUGGGUGACUGCCAUGAAAAGCUCGGUGAGAUCGAUAGAGCUAUCGCUGAAUACAAACGGUCUCUGGAACUCGAUCCAAACCAGCCAGGACUUAUUCUUAAAAUGUGCGACUUGAUGAGUCAACUUAGUUUAUCAAAUUUGAAUGUUGGAAGAGCUCGCUACUGGUGUGAAAAAGGUGCUGAGCAUUUUCCGAACAAUCCGAUCAUCUCUAGACUCAGACAAAAGAUUAUUAUUACUGAAGACACGGAUCCUAAAGCCCUAGAAAAUUUCUAUUUAUCCGAGAGCAGAAAUCGACCUAAUGAUGUGAAUGUGCUCAUCCAGUUACUGAAUUUAUAUUUGGACUCUGGCCGUUCUCUUGAAGCCUACAAUAAAGCAAUGGAAUAUGAAGAUAAGCAAGCUUUUAGACUUAAUCUGGAGUGGUAUAGGUGUUUAUCCAGGAUCUGUAUGGCUUGCCGAGAAGAUGCUCAGUCCCGGUUAUCUGAACCUAUGCUUAAGAAUAUGAUUGAAAUCUACGACCGCUGUCUCAUGGCGUUGCAUCCUGCUGCUAAUGUUCCUUUUGAUGAGUCAAUCUCCAACCUGUAUCUCCUUGACCAAACGUUGAAUGCUGCCAAUGAAACUUUAGUUACUAACGAUCAGUUUGAUAGAGAAUUUAUGGCUCACUAUAGCGCUCAGCUCAGUUUCCACAUUGCUCUUGUUCUGUUGAAGCGAGCCUCUCAGGAGAGUUUAUCGUGGACUGACGCCGUCCGUUGUGCCUCACCUGCUCUCCUGUUCGCCCUGGCCUCCCCUCCAGAUCUAGAUCUUCCGAUCACUCAGGAUCCCAAACAGAAAAGGAAACUUAAACACAUGGUCGACAAAGCCAACUACAGGAUCGUCCAAGUCACGCUCACUUUACUCAACUGGGCAAAAGGUUUCAGACAAGAGGAUUUCAUUGGGAAAAUUUUACACUAUUAUUCUAAGAACUUCCGAGAGCACAUCUUCAACCGAGUAUUCCUAAAGCAAACUCAACGGAAAGAUGCAGGAACAUCGUAUUGGCAGAACUCAAACGCCUAUCUUAAGUUGCCGACAUCAAUACCUGAUCUCACCCGAAUCCUAACGAAACCAAUAUUGUUAUCUUUCGAGAAUCAUAAUCGUGACUCAUUACACAACAUGAUUUGGUUAGGAUUGCAGAUAGUUCUCCUUAGCACCUCGCCCAAGUCAAAACUCAUUCUUCCUCCACAAUUCAGUUGUCAAACCUUGACCAAGUUCCCCUUUUCGCACCCUAAUCUAUCCACCUCCAACAUCGAAACCCUGAGUAAACUCGAUGUAGACACGUUUUUGUACAUAGCUGUGUUGUCUAAUUACCUGCUGAUAGAGGAUCAGAUCUCAUCUGGCUCUUACACCAAGGACCGUCCCAACACCCUCCCAGCAGAUAUUACAAAUUCUCUGCAAAGCGAGGAACAGGCUAAAUUCUGGACAGCAAUAUGUAAACUGCAAUCUAAUAAUUUAAACGAUAAUUUCAACGAUCUGAGGUCGGUCCUCGUCCAAGGCAUUGAAGUCGUCCGUUUGAUGGGCAAUCAUGGACUAGACGUCCAAAUGGUUGUGUCUAUUGCUAGGAUAUUUGAGAGCCACUCAAAAUGCACUGCUAAAGAGAACGCUGUGCCCUACGAAAGCAGAGCAUUAUUGUAUUGGAAUAAGGCUGUGAAAAUGUUGGAGAGUGCUGAGAGACGACCGAUGAUGACUCCAUCCAAGAAUAGAAAUAGAUUCUUCAAUUAUCCAACCGUCAACUAUCCAACCUCUCUCAGUGCUACAGAAGUGUCUAACUUGCUGGAGGAAGGACGGCUUUUCAUUGCAUGCGAUCUGAUGAGAAAAGAAGAAUAUGAUAAGGCAAUCAGUGCUUUCAAGCCUCUGCGUAGCCCGUUUGCAUCUUUUAACCAAGCUCUGAUUUUCAAGAAACUUGCUUUUAAUGAAAUUAACUGUUCUGUUAGCGAAGAGGUCACUUCAGCAAUGAGAUCGAAGCAUAUAAUUUUGCUGACAAAGGCGAGAGAUGCUCUUUUUCUCACUCGUGACAAAAUUCAGUCUGAUUAUGAUCACCCACUGCAUGCUGCGCUAAAAUUAGAGUUAGAUAGCAUUGAGUCUCAACUGGCGCGUUUGGACACAGAAUCUGUGACAACUCAAUCUGAUGACUAUGACCGAGCGCCAUCACUAUCAUCCGUCGAAUCAGCUGCUGGGGAUAGUUUACCUCCAACUCAUUCAACUCUUUAUGAGUCUGCGCAGCUAUCCAAUUCCAUCGGGGCACCUCUUACUCCUACUUCCUACGAUGCUAUCCGCCAAUACGGAGUAGACCGCUCAACUCUGAAUGACUCAUACGUCUCAACAAUUGAGAGGAACGAGUUCAAGCAACUCACAAAAAUCCAUUCUAAAACUCUGUCCUUGGUUGAAAGCUUAUGCAAGCGGAUAGAAAAGAUAGAAACUGACAUUAGCACCAUCAAGAAAACUUCCAAGAAAAAUGACCGCAAUGUUGAAGAAAUCCUGGCAAAAAUCUACCUGAAGCCUAAUACUUCUACAACAAAUGAUGACACAUACUUUCCACAAGAAGAAUUAGAUGAUUAUGUGGACGAUUUAAGCUACUCUUACGCUAAUUAUAGGAGUCCAGUGCCGUCAGCAUAUGGAAUGCAGAUGGCCCAACAUCAGAGUAUGUACCAGCCGAAAUUACCACCGACUAAUUUCCCUGCUCAACCAAUGCCUCCACUUCUAACUUCGCCUUACUUCCCAGCAGGACUACCGCCAAACUCUCUGUUCCCCAAUCCAACAGCCCAGCCAAUUACUGCUCAACAAUUGACUCAGCCUUUAGCCGCCCAGCCCCUGGCUGGACAGCCUCUGGCCGCUCCAACGAUUCCUCCUUUCUUCCCUCAAUCAACUGCAUUGCCUUUUAGCGAAGGGCAAAAAUUACCGGACUUCAUGAAUACCCCAAAAAUGCCCCUCAGCAUGGGCGCGCAGAACCUUCCACCAGAGGCACCAGUGAUUCCUGACUAUGUUCCUCCAGUUUCUAAGAAUGCUCUGCCCAACAAUGUGGUCAUAACAAAGUCUGAUACUUUGCCCACUGGCUCUCCUCCUAUACAGCCUACUCUGAGUGUGACGAUACCACCACAGCAUUUGAAUUCUGGUCGCCCUAAGCAGGUACCGCCAGCACAUAGUUUUCAUAUUGCCCUACCGUCAGCUGAAAGCACUUCCCCCAAACCUGCUGCGCCAGCUCAACCAACCGUAACUAAAGAUCAAGCUUUGAGUGGCUCAAAAAUCAAUGUUGGUGGACUAACAUUCUCAUCCCAACCAAUAAUCAAGCCUGUAGAAGCAGAGGAAAAACAGUCUGAAGUAGUCUCGUCUGCACCAGCAACGCCACCUAACCCAUUCGCUCACUUGACAUUCAAGUCUACUGUCGCACCCACGACGCCUGAUCUCACCCAAAUGUUCAGCAAGGCGAAUAUUUUCGGCCCUGCUGCUGUUUCUACUGCGGCUGCACCAACAUCGAGUUCUGUGUCUGUCACAGCUCCGUUUAGCUUCUCUACACCCUCUGCAAAAUCUGACAGUCCGCUGAAAUCCAUCUUGAAAGAUUCACCAGUGAGUCAGACCACAGACCCUCAGAAACACGUUGCGUUUAAAGCUAGUGGAGAAAAUGAUACUCCUCUUUUCGGGAAAACAUCUCUAGAUUUCAGUGCUCUUGCUGCCAAGAGCGCCGACUCGCCUUUCAAAGUAUCGGACUCUUUCAAAGGAUUCGACGGUCAAGGGUCGAAACUUUUCGAGUCCGUCAACUCUCCCAGCGAUAAAUCCCCAAACACUACUGUUGACAAUGCAGAAGACUUUGUGCCGACGGCUGAAUUUAAGCCAGUUAUUGCUCUGCCAGACUUAGUUGAGGUGAAAACAGGUGAAGAAGAUUUAAAGGUUCUCUACGAAGAGCGGUGCAAGCUGCUGCGGUUUGACUCGGAGCUGAAAGAAUGGAAGGAACGGGGCAUCGGUAAGAUGAAGCUUCUCCAUGACCCAGUCACCAAUCAUGUUCGACUGCUCAUGAGGCGAGAGCAAGUUCUGAAAGUAUGUUGCAAUCAACGACUUACUGACAGCCUGAAACUGACACCUGUGGCCUCCUCGGAUAAGGCUUGGAACUGGUGCGGUCAUGAUUUCUCUGAGCAGGAAGGGAAGUUGGAAACCUUUGCUGUACGCUUCAAAAACUCAGAGUUGGCAAAAGAAUUUUACGAUGCUGUUGAGAAAGCUAAAGCGCUAGUUGUGGAUCAGAGUGGAAACACACCUCCUAAAGCAGCUGCCAACAAGGCUGCUCCAGGCAAUACAAAGAGCAAGAAAGACGUUCCUCUGUCUGAGCUGUUCAAACCAAAAGCUGGCUCAUGGGAGUGCAAAGACUGUUACACUCGCAAUGAGUCUGACAAGGUAGCCUGCGUUGCGUGUAAUGCCAGAAAUCCAGAUGCGCCUGAAGGAGCAGUUCCUGUCGUCACUUCACCCUUCAGCCUGGGCCUUCCAUCGGUCGUCAGCGUGACGUCUGCCUCAGGUGGAUUCACUUUCGGCAUCCCUCCAAACGCAACUACAACAGCCUCUGCACCAUCUACCACUGUCUCCGCCCCAGCACCAGUGACCAGUGGCUUCACUUUCGGCACACCAAAACCAUUUUCUUUUGCACCUGCAAGCACCCCAGCGGCCAGUACGCCUGCUUCUUUCUCCUUUGGUAUUAAUGGGACAAGCAAACAGGAAACGUUCGGUGACAAAGGGAAGUCGCAGAAUGGUUUGGAUCUUACCAAAGGGAAACAAGAAAUCGACCACUCGAAAACAAAUGGUGGUGGCUUUGAUUUCAAUGCUGCAAGCACACCUAGUGGUUUUGAAUUUGGUUCUGGAAAUGCCAAGGGAUUCUCUUUCACUUUGAAACAAAAUAAGUCUCCACGAUCUCCAGGCACGCGAAACUCGGAAAGCGAGCCAGAAUACGAUGAAGUCUCAGAAGCUGAUGACUCAGCCGACAAUAUCUACUUCCAACCUGUCAUACCAUUACCGGACAAAAUCAUCCCAAAGACAGGUGAAGAAGAUGAAAUUGUACUAUAUCAACAUCUUGCGAAAUUGUACCGGUAUCGAGACAGUGAAUGGAAAGAAAGAGGAACUGGUGAUAUCAAACUUCUUAAGCAUAGGACCACAGGCAGAUUAAGGUUCGUUAUGCGUCGCAAGCCUGUUGAAGUCCUUUGCCUGAACCACUUCUUGACUCCUGAUAUUGAAAUCAAGCCAAAGGACAGGAAGAGCUGGACAUGGACGGCUCAAGAUUUCUCUGAUUACAACGAAUUUGAUCGCAGCGCCAACAUCGGACUCAAGCCUGAGGUUUUUAGUAUCCGAUUCAAAAAUGAACAGAUCGCAGAAGAAUUCAAGGCCGCUGUUGACAAAGCCCUGAAAGAUGUAGCUUCUGGUGACUCAAGUGCUGAAGACAAAUCUUCUAGUGAUGACUAUUGUGAAAUUGUUUGGGAAUCAAGAGGAAUCGACGCCACUGAAGUAUCCGAGAAGGAUAAAAAACUAGCUAAAGAUUUACAGCUGCCGGCCAGUUUUUAUAAAUAUAAAACUGCUCCGCCUUGUCCGGGCUGCAUCGGUUGUGAUAAAGACGAUUCUGAAGAAAGCUAUUCCCCAUCACAAAACGACUCAGCAAAGAAAUCGGGUGGCACCUCAAUUUUUGGUAAACCAACCCUAACACCCACGAAUACAUCUCAAACGGUUGACUUUAGUGUAAAUAGUUAUGAUUCACCAUCGUCAAAUCCUGGAUCACUAUUCAGCGAAUCUUCAUUCACUGACACCAACAGAACUACCCCUGUGAGUUCAUCGAUUUUCGGAGGCACUGGCGCAGGUGGACUAAAACCUUCCUCUCUUUUUGGUGGUGAUCCCAAAACUCCACCAUCAGAUGAUGCGCCUGUUUCAAUUUUCGGAGGAUCGGGGCAGAAAUCGAUUUUUGGAGGCCUGGGGCAGGGUCAGCCUGUCUUUGGUUCGUCUGCUCAACCGCUCUUUGGCUCAUCAAGCAAUCAGUCCUCUAAAGGCUCCGUUUUCGGUUCAGCAAACCAGAGCCCCCUUUUCGGAACGCCGACUACUCAGAGUUCGCUAUUUGGAGGCUCAACUGAUCAGUCAAAGUCCUCUGUUUUCAGUACAACUGGUUCUGUCUUCGGUGGACCGCAGAACAGUCCCUCUGGUUCUAUCUUUGGUGGAACUCAGAGUAAUACGUCUGGCUCUAUCUUUGGUGGAUCUCAGAACAAUUCAUCCGGUUCUAUCUUUGGUGGAACUCAGAGUAAUACUUCUGGUUCUAUCUUCGGUGGAUCUCAGAAUAGCACAUCUGGUUCUAUUUUCGGUGGAUCUCAAAGUAGUACAUCGGGCUCUAUCUUUGGCGGAUCUCAAAAUUCUGUCGUUGCUACACCUGAUAGUGAAACUAAAACCAGUGAGUCUGAUCCCAAUUUCACUCUGAAAACGUCUGGCAUUUCUUUUGCGUCUUUAGCUGCAAAUACGUCAACUUUCGCAGCUGAUAAAGGGUCAAAACCGUUUGCCUUCGAAGGAUCAGGCAGCGCAGUCUUUGGAGCUGUAUCGUCAACGACAGGUAAUGAAUCGCACAACCAAUCAGAAAAUGCUGAGAAUGAAGGAGACGACGAUCACUAUGAUGAAAAUGAACAUGACCCGCACUAUGAGCCGAUAGUUCCUUUACCUGAUAAAAUUGAGGUUCGCACGGGAGAAGAAGGAGAAGAUAAAUUGUUUGUUCAAAGAGCAAAACUUUAUCGCUAUGAAACUAGCUCAAAGCAAUGGAAAGAGCGAGGAACUGGAGAGAUGAAAGUAUUGAAGGAUCCUGUCAAUCUUACUUACCGAUUACUUCUCAGAAGAGACCAGGUGCACAAAGUUGUAUGCAAUGUCCGAAUCACCCCUAAUUUAGAAUUACUACCAAUGCAACUCUCUCCAAACGCCUUCAUGUUCUUUGCUCACAACCUUGGUGACGACUACCAAGAACCUGUUUUAGAACAACUAGCUGUGAAAUUCAAGAACGAAACAAUUCUCAACCAAUUCAAAGACACUGUAACGCAUUGUAUCACAGAAAUUGAAGAAAUUAAAAAAAACAACUCGACUCUGAAUAGCACUGUAGAAAACAGUAGUUUCAACGCAUCCACAGGUGAAGUUGAAGAAGGCGAGGUUGCUGAGGGCGAAGAAGAAGAAGGUGCUGAGGGAGAUGGAGAAGAAUACGAAGACUAUGGAGGAGAAGAAGUGGAAGACGAAGAAGCAGUGGAUGAAGAAUAUGACGAUGAGGAUGAAGUGCUGUUCAUUGGCCGAGCGGCAGUUCUGAGCCGGGCGUCAAAAAAGUCGAGUUGGGCGGAAGAAGGAGAUGGUGACAUAUGCAUCUAUAGCAACUUCCCCUACUCUUACGUCAGUCUCUCAGUCGAAGACCCUACAAAGGCAGUCGACUCGGAGAUUGUAAACACAGGUGUUGCUAUCGAGCCAGACGCAGUGGUUGAACGGAAAGGACUCGCUCUCAUGUGGACUGGCUCUACAAAUUCAAAUGCUGAAGGCAAAACCCUUGAAUACAUGACAAAAUUCCAAACCAAAGAAGCAGCAACAGAAUUUUAUACGUCCUUUGUUGAGGCUAAAGAAACAGCCAAGCAAGCAAUGGACAAACUGGCCGAAGGUUAAUCCCUGAGUAUGACUUGGAUCCUUGAUCAUCCGCUUCCUGCUUCCUAGCAAGCCUCACAGCUUCAAUUCAGUCUUCACUUUUGUAAAUGGAUGUAGAUACUCCCGUAGACUUACUCAAAAUGUAGCCUGUUAAGAAAGUUUCUCUGUUUUAUUGCCCGUAUGUAAUUAAGUUUCUUUUACUGGAAUGAAAUGUGAUUAUUUUAAUUUUUAGGUUCACCUGGUCGGGUUUGUAUAGAUAUAAAAAAGAGAAAUACUCUGUAAAGAAAAAUGUGACUUUUACUGUAAUGCAAGUGAUUUUUGUUAGGUUUUUUAUCGCCCUGAAAUCUGCCGGGGCUGCAAACGAACAGCUGGUCCAUUGACUUGAUUCAUAUAUCAAUCAAUCUUCUUUUAUCGUUUUAAAUCUGUACUGUGAUCUUUAUUUUAAACUAAGUGUAAAAAAAUUUGAGCUCUUUUUAAGGAAUUAGAGCCUAUAAUUUCGAUUUGGAAAAAACGGUGUUUAUACAGUUUCGUAGGUCUUACAAGGCUAAAUUUUUCCUUCGAGCUAUCUUAAAGAGACUUUGCAUCUUAAAGAGACUGGCUCUACAAACUUUUCUUGCAAUUUUUUUUUUAUCUGGUCCAAAAUUGGUUAAUUAUCGUCUUCUUACUUUGCCUUAUUAUCAUUGUCUUUUUCUUAAAAUCUUUUGAUCUUUGCUCUCAACUUGUCUAUUUAUUUGGUGUUGAAGAAACCUUGUUCUUUUGACUCAUAGAACCUAGAAUAUUAUUAAAAAGAGAGUAAUCAUUUAACUACUAAGCCUUUUGCACGCAAAAUUUUUCCUAUCGAAUGAUUAAAUCUCAUCAUUUGUUCCAAUCAAUUUUAUAAUAACAUUUUCAGCUUGGGCACCGUAGCUUUUUUAGUCAAAUUUUGUAUCUAAGAUAGAAAUCCCACUGACGCACUGAACAUCGAUUGAAACCUUUGAAGAACCCAAUUUUUAAAGGUCAAUAGUCUCAGUUUCUGACCAGUUGCUUACAUUAGGUUUUAUUUUUGUAAGCUUCUCUUCCGUCUUUUCUUAUCUUCGCAAAUGGACAGACUCAUACCUUUUUGUUGACAGCUAAUAGACAGAAAUUGGAUGCACCCUGUCUUAACACUGAGGGAAUUCGGCAACCAGGUCAAACCAAUUUACAAUGUAUCGAACUUUUGUGAUGGAAGUAUCUGACAAGUAUGGAUUACUUCUGAGAAAAAUUGCCCCUGUAAUUACCUUGCCGUAUAUUUUUAUCAUGUAUCGUGGUUCAUACUAGUAGAUUGGUGUUUUCAGUAGAAACAGCCUAGCUGUCAAAUUCCCUUAUUUGAAUAAGUUACUCGAAAAGAUAUUUUAGUUGAUAUAUCUUGUGUCUGAAUCUGGUCAAGUACAUUAGGGCUGAAAAUUUUUAAUUAAAUCAUAAUAAUCGUGUUUGUACAUAUUCAAUGCGACAGUCUCUUUUUUCCUGUUUUAAUUUUUAAACCGAAUUUUAAGCUAACCUGAAUCAACUCGAUCAACUCGUUUGUUAAUAUGCUCUGGGCAAGUGAAAUUUUCAAGAGCUGAAAAAUCCUGUUCAGCUAGAUUUCUUGCAACUGUACUUCAUAAAAUUGAACAAAAAAGAACUUACCGUAAUCCCAUGUCUUCUUUCUCAAUCUGCCCCUUUUAAGUUUUUACUUUCUUUAUCAGCAAUGGUUUAAACGCAGUAUUAUUGAAAAUGUAUAUCCCUUUCUGUUGGUUCUUUGUUUAUUUUUUUUAUUUUUGUUAGCUCUUGCGUUUACCUGCGGCAAGAUCAAAAUAUUCCUUGUGGCCUCUGUUUGUUAGACCUUCAUUAAUUUUUUAAAAUCUUUUUGCGGUUUCUGAUUGUUCAAGCAAUCUUUUAUCAUUAAUUUUCAUGUUCAUCGUUUGGAAUUGUUUAUAUGUUUAUAAUACCGUCAGCAAAGAUUCUUUUUUUUUUCUCAAAUUAUAUUUUUCUCUCUGGAAAAAAA